AACAGCAGCUGAAGAAUCAAAUGUCAGCAGUUAAUGGAUAAGGCACCAAUGAGGCUGUAAGCAGGAAAACCAGAGCUCCUGGUGUCCCACGUGUUGUUUAUCUGAUCGUUUUUAUUUGAAACGAAACGCUCUGCUGGGCCGAUGGAGGAAAAACAGCUGCAGGAUCAUCUUCCUCACUCAGUCUGAUGAACAUGAGGUGCGUUCAGGUUUCUGCAAUCCUCCUCUUCGCCCUCAGCGGUUUCCAGCAGCAGGCAGCCCCCCUGCCGGCCUCCACCAUCCUGGUCAGAGCCGGGGAGGACGCCAUGCUGCAGUGCCCCCUGCUGGACGGCUCCAAUGGAACCACCGCCUCCCUGGCGCCUGGCCCGGCCACCCUCAGCUGGUACAGGAAGGCAGCAGGGCACAGACCCACGCUGCUGCUCAGCCUCAGCCCUGCUAACGGCUCCAUCGUGAGGUACGGAGACGGCGUCAGUCCGGAUAAAGUCUCUGCUGCGGCUAACGGUUCAUUGCUGCUGCGAGGAUCUGAACUGAGUGACUCAGCUGUUUAUUACUGCAGCGUCAGUCACGGCUCCGAGCAGAACAAGGACCCAAAACCUUUGAACCUGAGACAGAACUAAUUCAAUGCGUUCAUUAGUGCUGAAUUAGCUGGUUUGAGUUCAAUUUCCAACAACAAGUGUUUUUAAGGGCGGGCACAGGACCCUGGACCACCUCAACCAGGUCCUUGAAUCCUUAAUUAAAGAAAAUAAAUAAAUAUAAAAUGAGUAGUUUUAAUAAUGGGUUUUAAAGUGCCUGAAAACAAAGCUUGUAUUUUGUUUUCACUUGGAAUAGAUUACUUUCUAUGUUUGGGCCAAAACAGGAAAAGACUUUCCUUCUCCAUCUUGUGAAAGAUUUGGUUGUGUUGACAGAACUGAAACAAGAAUUUGAUUUUUAAACUAGGAAAAUCCCCUGAAUGAUGAGAUAAAAAUCAGACAGUUCACAGGAAAUUUGACAGAUUUGCUAAGAAAGGACUGCAGUGCUCUCACUGUGUGUUAUUUAUGAACAUGAUGUGAUGUAUUUGGUUAAGUGAGCGGAUCCUGAAGGAACAACAUGGCUGCCUCUGCUGACACUCGAGUCUCCUCACUGUUUAUCACCCUGAUGCACCUGUUUGAUGUCACACAAUAAAUGUAUCAAACAAA
This is a messenger RNA of Girardinichthys multiradiatus, 1172 nucleotides long. RefSeq names its product secreted immunoglobulin domain 1 (gene sid1). Lineage: Eukaryota; Metazoa; Chordata; Actinopteri; Cyprinodontiformes; Goodeidae. The record is from RefSeq and is a predicted model, not a curated record. The transcript is spliced from 2 exons. The coding region runs from base 186 to 614 and encodes 142 amino acids.